Penicillium bovifimosum is the source of this 954-nucleotide messenger RNA. RefSeq lists its product as uncharacterized. The transcript has 2 exons. Bases 1 to 954 code for a protein of 317 amino acids. The record is from RefSeq and is a predicted model, not a curated record. Lineage: Eukaryota; Fungi; Ascomycota; Eurotiomycetes; Eurotiales; Aspergillaceae.
AUGGUCCCCUCUACAUUUGCCCCGAGUCUGACACGGCGGGAUACAGCCAAGUCCGGGGGUGGAUUUGAAACAAUUGCCCUGCCACCUGCAGUGGCCGGGGGAGGACUUCUCGGCCCGCAAAGUGCAGGCGCAAUCUAUCAACAGAUCCAUGAGAUGGCCGCGAAAAGGAUACAAACUCUCGACUACUUGAGAAAGGCCCACGAAGGACGAGUAUAUUGGUUCAAUACAGUACAUUUCUCCCGGGCAGACAUCGCCCGUCUACCAUACUUCGAGGCACGGAAGCUUUCCCGCCGCGCCGUCAACUAUCUGCUUCUAGGCCUAUCAUUGCCAACAAUCCUCGAUGUCAAUACAACCCCAUUCGAGUACUUGCGCGCCCUCAAUGCCUUGCUAUUGGAGUUCGAAGCUUUCCAGCAAGUGCAUCCCCCGGACGGGAGCUCCUCGUCAAGUCUGGCCAGAGCCCGUAUACCGCAGAUGUUCAAGCGGGCGACGCAUGCUGGUACCAAGACCCGUCGGACGAGUUCGGCGAAUGAGAUCGGUCUCCCGAUGCAGACCAGUGACCCGUCAGACUUGAGCAUAGCAGGAAAUCUCGGGGCGGCUUCCUCUGCGGCAGCGUCGGUUACCUCUUUCCCACUUACGGAAUCCUCGGAUCUGCUGCCUGGUGAAGAAUAUACGUAUCUUCUCACGCCGUCGUUGCCGUUUGAGCCGGACUUCUUCGAGACGUUUGCGACCCUCUGUGAUGUCUUGAUUGACACUUAUACUCGGCUCACCGCUCUAGUAGCAUCUCCAUCGGUCUGCACGGUGGCUUUGGGCGAGUUAUUCUCUAAAACAGAUGCCAGGUUACGGAAGAUCAUGGUGGCUGGCGCAGUGCGUGAGUUUGAAGACGCGAGCCGCAACAGUGUUAAGAGUGAGAUCGCGGGUGUCAGUCGGGUGGUACUCGGUGGUUUAUUGGGUUAG